GUUCCAAAAUUAACAAGAAAAAGAAUGUUUGUGAUUCUGAUAAAUAAUAUUUUUGUCACACUAAGCCACUCCGCAACAGGUCACCUUAAUUUGUUCUCAACAACUCUUUCGAAAUAACCUAUCGGUGCGCGCUUUUGUUCAUUUCGAUAGAGAUCUGUAGUUGAUAUCGUUCGGUUGAGUCCCCCCUGUAUACGAGUAGUUUAACCUACAUACUGUAUCGAGCUCGAACGAGUGAUAUUGACCGUUGUGGAAUUGUGCUGGUGUUCCGUUGUAACGGCUUUUGUUUCGGAUAGUCGACUGAAUAAGUAUAACCGUUUCUGUCGAUCGAUAACUUCUGUUAUGAUACCUUCGUGUCGGAGGGUCGAGUGAAUAGUUGCCUCUGUCGUUCGAUAACUGCUGUUUCCGUCGUGCGAGCAGUUGUCCUUUUAUUGAGGGAUGAGUUACGAGUGGGACGAGUACGAGCGAAGGGUCUAGUUCCGCGCUUUCCUCCUCUUCUGUCUUGCUCUUUACUUGCACUUAACCUAUUUUAACUGCUUUGCCGCCAUAGGGUUCUGCGCGAGUAGCCUUUUUAGGCUACAGUGGGGGCUUGGGCUGGAUGCGAUCUCCUUUCGGGCUAGUCUUGGUGAACCGGUAUCCUUGGUCUGGACUAGCAUGGUGACCGAUUGGAGGUGCGAGCACCCCCCCGUGCUUCUCCAUCUUUGAAGCCUGGGGAGUGGGACGCCCAUGACGGUAGGAUCCGUCGUGGGGCCUUAGCUAUUUGAUACUGAUAUAUCCUUGCUUUCUAAUUAAAUGCUCGAGCUCGUCCUAACCGUCUUUACGAAUAGUACCCAACGAGAGUGGGUGUGAGCGUAGCGCCUGUGGUUCUCCUCCCCUGCAACCUCAAGCUUCCCUUCAAGGUCAAAAAUCAGAUAGAGUAAGGACUACUUUGGAGCACUUUAUCAACAUACACUAUUUGUGAUUGCUGUGGCUCGUCAAGUACUUCUCCUUGAAUCAAAAACCUGCUGAGCUUAGUAAGUGGAGACUUUCGAAGUUGGCAGUCAUCAAUAUACUUCUCGGAAGAUUUUGAGAAAAAUUUUUCUUCUGAGAUCACCACUUCUUAUCUAGAGUUAAUUCCUUCAUCGAAUAUCUAGAGAGCCUGAGAUGUCCUGACUUCCGGUGUACCUACCUGUCCAAGAGAGGAGGCGUAUUUUUGUAAGACACACUAGAAUCACCAUGACGCGGAGGAUGUGGAAGUUUGCUGGUGCGACGGCACUUACAGUAGUCAGUGUGUCUGCGAGCUCACAAACAGCCUUCUUGGAAGUGCAAGAAACCACAACGGGAUCCAAAACUGAAGAUUGUCAACGCCUUUUUUUUCCAGGAACAAUCCUCACCAAGCUCCAAGAGAUCUGCGGAGUUUUAUGGCCAUAUUUUCCUUGUUAUAGCGAAUAUAUGUGAUGAGAGACAACUUAUAACAACCACAACAUGUUGAUGAGAACCAAAUAGAACUACCUGUAGAUAAGUAGAACAGUCACUCGAGGAGGAUCUUUGUCGUGUCAGGAUGAAUAAGAUCUCGAAAUUAGCAAGAUUCAAUUAGUCUAUGACGAGAAGUUCAUGAAAUACUUGAAUACUUUGAUAAAUGCUUGCACUUGGCUGCUGUCCCUGUGAUAGCUCGUUCAACACUUUGAACCCUUCAUACUUGAGUGACGCUGAUCUCGAGGAGAAAGCUCCGGAGUAUAUUGCGGCGAAGAAAGACUGGGAAAGGGCGAAGAGAGAAGGGAUAGAGGCGGAGGAUGAUAAUGCUGAUGAUAAGAAGGAUGACGCAUGGCAGGACGCAUGGGCUAAUCUAGGUGUCGUUUCAAACGAAUUCCUGCGAAAAUAUGGGCACCGCAAAUCCGUAAAGUUGUACACACGCGCCGAUGGUAAAAAUACCUAACUUCAAUUAUUCGCUAGAAUCAUUGUUGUCAUGAAGAAGACUUUGGUCUACUACUAGUUCUUGUGUGUCCGACUGCCACGACUAGUCCUUGUAUACUACAGGACAAACACCGACUCCUCGUGAAACCGACUGCCAAUACUAGUUCUUGUAUACUAUAGUACGAACAAAGUAUAUUACUAGUUCUUGUAUACUACUACUACUUCUUGUAUACUAUAGUGCGAGCCAAGAAAUAGAAUCUUCUCUGGUCUAAGUGUUUACGAGAUAAGCAAUAUGGGACUCGGUUGAAAGUGACGAGUGAUGUUGUGAAAAAAUUCUUUACGUAACAUUCAUGGUAGUUUUUCCUAGGUAGGUCCAACGGUGUAUUUAUUGCUACUCUCUUUUCAUCCCAUCUGUGAAGUAUUUUUUUCGACUAUUUAAGGUUGACAAGGUUAUUGCUACUCUCUUGUUUUUCUCUUGUUUUUCUAUCUUCAUGAACACUACAAAUACCUCUCAUACUAAUCAUGCUGUUCCUUAUCAUCUAUCACUUUCACAGGUGAGGUCGAUUUUACGAACGCUGAGAACAAGGAAACGAUCAAGCAGAGUUGCUGCUUCAUAGUGGACCCAUCAGUCUCUGCACCUCGUCCUUAUGCUGCUCCUACCGCGGGUGCAACUGCGGCCGAUGACUCCAACAAGGACCCCAGCUCCUCGUGUUGUUAAGCCAAGGAGCUUCUCGUAGCUCCAGUCUCGCACUAAUAACUAUUGCACUUACGACCGGCGACUUAACCCUUAAUAACAUAUAACUCUCAACGAAAUGAACGGAGGGACCUAGCUCUCUCUUAGAUUCAGGCACAAUUACAACAGCGAGGCAUUAGGACAUUUCUACAGGAGGACUAAUGAUUCUGCUAUAGUUCCAAUAGCUCAUGUGCUUGCAAUAACUACUGAUUCGGGAACAAUAACUGAGUUAGUUGUACGUCACUGCUGCUGUAAUGAUUCUGAUUGGUUUAUCCCUACAUUGCGCAAUCCUUUACUCCAGGAUAGGAACCCAAAUGAACAAGACUGGUUUCGAUUUCAAUACCCUGCGAAGAUCAAGCAUCAGGCACCGUACACAGGUUGAACUGCACCAUUGCGAUAUAAACUGACCUGAUUGAAUGGCUGCACUGAUGCUAUCUGUUCGUAGUUGAGGUAAAAAGUGAUCACAAAAAUUUGCUUGAUGUGUUAGUUAAAACUAUUUUGCUCUAUUUUGCCACGAGACGAUGCUUCCACAAAUGUACUUGAUAGUUCGGAUGUAGUUCUUGUUCCCUCUUCGGAAUACUUGUCUGUCAUCCGAAGGCUUGUCUGAU
Molecule: messenger RNA, 3231 nt
Organism: Amoebophrya sp. A25
Lineage: Eukaryota; Dinophyceae; Syndiniales; Amoebophryaceae
Source: the annotation of a GenBank genome assembly